CCUGAUUGGAGUCGAGGGUCACGAUCUGGCCGGUCAUUGGCCGCGGUGCCCGCCAUUCCCCCUGAGCGCGUGCCGGACCAGCGUACCUUGCGGGCAGGCCCUCGCAUUCCCAGCGUGCCUUGCCCCGGCGAGUUCCCGCAAGCCCCUGAGGCCGCAGAGCGCUCGCUCGCCCGACACCCGCUGGGGCUUGUCCCGUCGUGCCCCGCGGCCGGCGCUGGCUUUUCCCGACACCCCCCGGGGCGCGGCGGCGGCGGUCUCCGCGGACAAGAUGGCGGCCCGAGGGCGACGGGCGGCGGCGGCUCCGCAGGGCCCGGGCGGCGUCAACAUCUUCGCCAACGACGGCAGCUUCCUGGAGCUCUUCAAGCGCAAGAUGGAGGCGGAGCAGCGGGGGCGGGAGGCGCCGGCGCAGGGGGGGCAGGAGGCAGCGGCCGCCGCCGGGACGGUGGGGCCUGGGGAGGAGCCGGUGGCAGGGGCGGCCCCGGGGGACUCCGGGACUGAGCAGCAGCGGCCGCCGGAGGGGAAGAAGAGGAGCGGGAGCGCGCUCAGCUUCGUGGGCAAGCGGAGAGGUGGCAACAAACUAGCCCUGAAGACAGGAGUGGUAGCAAAGAAGCAAAAGACCGAGGAGGAGGUUUUGACAAGUAAAGGAGAUGCCUGGGCCAAAUACAUGGCAGAAGUGAAAAAAUACAAAGCCCACCAGUGUAGCGAUGAUGACAAAACAAGACCCCUUGUUAAAUAGCCCUUCUUUCUGCUGACUUCCGUGAGGACGCUCUGUUGUACAUACUUAUUUAAAACAGCGAAGGAGGGUAGCUAGUCACUGUGAACUUAACACAGCUGUUUCUAGCAUUGGCUCCAAUGGAUGGUUCCCACAGACGUUUUUUAUAUACCCAGGCGCGCCGAGACUUUCGUUAGUCUGUCGUUUACUUAGUUUUGUUUUUCGUUGGUUCCUUCUGGGAAGUACGGACUCUGAAUUAGUUGUAGCUUUUAUUUUUUUAAAAGAAUCCAAACUAGUGGAAUCCCGACAAUGUUGUAUAUUUCCACGGCUGUCAAAGCAAAAUCUAAUCACCAGCUCUCGCAUGUGAGAUACAACUCGCUUCCACAUCUGUACACCACCACCACCCCUGCUCUUCCCUCUCACCCACUGAGGACUCCAGCCGUCUCAGCAAGUUGAGCUUCAUACUAGCUAACUUUGAGUAGAAACUCUAGGCGGUAGAGGGCGGGCGUCAAACUCCAUUAUUAAAAGUAAAUGUGGAUGCCACAAUUGCAUUUACUCAUUAAAGACCUUGGAUAUUUUUAAGCUG
Molecule: messenger RNA, 1298 nt
Organism: Chelonia mydas (Green sea turtle)
Lineage: Eukaryota; Metazoa; Chordata; Testudines; Cheloniidae
Gene: TRIR
Product: telomerase RNA component interacting RNase
Exons: 3
Coding region: 269-736 (155 amino acids)
Molecular function (GO): 5'-3' exonuclease activity; 3'-5' exonuclease activity
Source: RefSeq, a predicted model, not a curated record